AUGUUUCACUCAGUGGCCGUGUACACAAAAGGGAUGCAAGCCUUGUAUCUGAAGUAUUUCAAGGACAGACACCUGGAGCUAAACACCGACCAUAGAGAUGUCGACUUCUAUUGCAAGCAUCUACAGCGCUAUGAUGUUCAGCUGAAGAUGGCCGAGAGACUGCCGGAGUCCCAACGUCUGGGGAUGUUUCUCAUCGACCUCACUCCCUACAAAGAGUACGUCCGGCAAUGCUCCGUGGACAGCCUGCAACAACUGCAGUUAGAGUUAAACGCAGAUGUCGUACAUAGAACCAGGUUAUUGAUCGAGAAACUGAAUGAUCUGCACACUACACUAGAAAGUCACCCAACAACUCUAGUGCCACUCUUCAAGCGUCUAACAGCCCUGGACUCAUACAACCAGAUUCUGCAGAAUGUGGAGAACUCAGACAUCAGCCAGAUCGGAGCUCUCUACAGUGUCAUAGACAGGUUCGAUGUGCCGCACACCGAGGUGGACAGGCGAGCGUUUGAGUCCACCCACUACCUUAUCACCAGUGCUCGGCAUGUAGCAGAGGCCUGCCUACCCGACAGGGAGGGGGUAGUUGAUGCCAUUGACAAAUGCCUGGCUAGAGAUGUCCGGUAUUUGUAUGUCCAGGUUAAACGCGUGGUGAGACCGCUAGUUGAAGCUGAAGUCUUGCUGGACGGCAAGUCGGACCAUGAGGAGAUCUGGAAACAGCUGGUUAAGACUGAGGAUGUUGUGAGAACUUACGUGACCAUGGCGAACUUUGUCAGGGAAGUUCAACGUUAUCUCGGGAUGCCCAAUACACGAUUCACAGAAUUGUUCAACCUAUCUUCUCGCUACGUCAACACGCGCAAUCUAUGGCUUCUAAUGGCUGACUGGGAUAUUAAAUUAGAAAAGUGGAAGAAUCAAAGUUUCCAGACACUGGACAUUCAAGAGAUCAACAGCUACACGUUCAAGUACAUGGAGGCCUGCGAUAAGCUGGAGAGGUUGUUACCGAAGAAUACUGUCAUCUCUGUGUUUGAGGAAAAGCGCAGGGGAAGGGGGGAGUCGUUAUUUUGA
This is a messenger RNA of Candidula unifasciata, 1056 nucleotides long. The record is from the annotation of a GenBank genome assembly. NCBI's taxonomy places the organism in Eukaryota, Metazoa, Mollusca, Gastropoda, Stylommatophora, Geomitridae.